Messenger RNA from Solea senegalensis (Senegalese sole), 2517 nucleotides. RefSeq names its product solute carrier family 25 member 25a (gene slc25a25a). NCBI's taxonomy places the organism in Eukaryota, Metazoa, Chordata, Actinopteri, Pleuronectiformes, Soleidae. Gene Ontology annotation, molecular function: calcium ion binding; ATP transmembrane transporter activity. The coding region runs from base 117 to 1529 and encodes 470 amino acids. Gene Ontology annotation, cellular component: mitochondrial inner membrane. The transcript is spliced from 10 exons. The record is from RefSeq and is a predicted model, not a curated record. Gene Ontology annotation, biological process: transmembrane transport.
UUGUCGAGUUACCGGCAUUUCAGUGUCGUCCGGUGAAGAAGAGACACAUUCACACUGUUGUGUGCGCGCGCUAUUUAUUUAUCGUACUUUAAUUUUUAACAUUAAAAGUGUCCGCCAUGCUCGGUCUGUGCCUUUACGUGCCCGUGUCUAACUCGGACCAGGUGGAGGUGGAAUGUUUCGAGUCCAAAGUGCUCCCGUCCGAGCUCCGGUCCGUGUUCGACAAGCUGAGCGUGUUCCUGCCGUCCGAAGAGUUCUCGACCUACCAGCGGUGGCGUGAGAAAACCUCUGAGUUGCAGCACAGCGGUGUUGAUGGACAGCUGGACUUUGAAGAGUUUGUUCAUUAUCUGCAAGAUCACGAGAAAGACCUGAAGCUGGUGGUGAAUAAUGUCGACGCGAAGAAUGCAGGUAACAUUGAUCCCAAAGAGUUCAUGCAGUCGCUGCACGACCUCGGCGUGCUCGUUUCCCAGCAGCAGGCGGAGAAAGCCCUCGAAAGCAUGGAUAAAAACGGGACGAUCACAAUCGACAGUGAAGACUGGUGCAACUACGCCAUGGUGGAGAAGACGGACAACAUUCCUGAGAUCAUCCUCUACUGGAAACACUCGACGAUAUUCGACGUGGGCGACGACCUGUUGGUGCCCGACGACUUCACCGUCGAGGAGAAACAAACCGGAAUGUGGUGGAGGCACCUGGUGGCAGGGGGCGGAGCCGGGGCGGUUUCCCGGACGUGCACCGCCCCUCUGGACCGACUCAAAGUCAUGAUGCAGGUUUAUGGAUCCAGAAGCAACAACAUUUACAUCAUGAGCGGCCUGGCACAGAUGGUCAAAGAGGGCGGGGCCAGAUCCCUGUGGAGAGGAAACGGCAUAAAUGUCAUCAAAAUCGCCCCCGAGUCUGCGCUCAAGUUCAUGGCGUACGAGCAGAUUAAAAAUCUCAUCGGGAGCGAGACACAAACUCUGAGCAUCCUGGAGCGAUUCGCCGCAGGUUCUAUGGCCGGCGUGAUCGCACAGAGCACCAUCUACCCGAUGGAGGUGUUGAAAACUCGUCUGGCUCUGAGGAAAAGCGGCCAGUACACGGGAAUCUCUGACUGUGCCAAGCAGAUCGUCAGGAGAGAAGGACUGAGAGCGUUCUACAAAGGCUACGUCCCAAACAUGCUCGGCAUCAUCCCAUACGCCGGCAUCGACCUCGCCGUGUACGAGACGCUGAAGAACAGAUACCUGGAGCAGUACGCAGCCAACAGUGCUGACCCCGGGAUCUUUGUCCUCCUCGCCUGUGGCACCGUGUCCAGCACCUGUGGUCAGCUCGCCAGUUACCCGCUGGCUCUGGUCCGAACACGCAUGCAAGCUCAAGCAUCGUCUGAGAGAAAACAGCCGGUAACCAUGACCGGUCUCUUCAGGCAGAUCUUAGAGACUGAGGGACCCAAGGGUCUCUACAGAGGCCUCGCCCCCAACUUCCUGAAGGUGGUCCCCGCCGUCAGCAUCAGCUACGUCGUCUACGAGAACAUAAAGAAGCAGCUGGGAGUGACAUCGCUCUGAGAGCUCACUGGGCCUCCCAGCAUGUGGCGGUCGCUCGUGAGCCCGCGGCACCUCGUACGACAGAAUCCCAGGACCGGUUCUGGUUCCUGUGAGGGUUCGUGGAGUCGUCGUCUCAUUCUGUGAAUGUCGGCGAGUUAACGACAGGAACAAUAUGGACAGUGAUGUUUGGGGGUGAUGGAGGAUUUGGACUCUGUGAGCUCAGGUUGUCCCGACCACAACUGCUGCUAUUUCUGUUUAAGAGACUUUGAAUCUGGGACCAAAACCAGCGUCAGGCAUUAAUAAUAAACUGAAGUGGUUUUUAUUCUUCAGCGCCUGUUUUGAAGAGAUGAUUGUGUCACUGAGAGAGGAAUUAUCUUUGCACAUGUGAGUCUGACCUCUCUCCACCUGUGUGAAUGGAUCCAUCGUCAGGAUUUGUCUUGAGUAUUUAUUUCCACGCCGUCCCCGUAUUUAUUUUUUAUGAUGUAGAAAGGUGGAUUAUUUUUUGUUUCCUGUCUGAAGAGCCAAACGUGCGACUGUUAAAAAAUGUCAAAUGAAUGUUUUCAUGUCGGGGAAAUGGUCACCAGACGACGGCCUUAUGAUCACAUGACCUUCACUACACAUGAACGAGGUCGCGCGUGUCGUCGGUGUUAAAAAUGAAGGGGUUUGGCGUCUGUACUCGAGUCACUUGUGGCUGCUGCUGACAAGUUCACAUUAAUAGAAUCUGUUAAUGUUGGUUAGUUUUAUUAUGCCCUUUAAGAAAAGGUAUAAAUGUCUUAAUGUUCACCUCAGGUUUCAGGGAAAGUCGUUUUAUUUAGUUCACCGCGAUGUUUUUGUUUGACAUCAUUUAUACUCAGAAAAAACAAGGGCUUAAAAAAAAGAACAGCAACAUAUAAAAAGCACUUUAAUCUGAAACGGCCUCAGAAUGUGACGUCAAUCCAAGUCUGUUCCUGUGUUUUUAAGAGUUUUAAUGGACCGUUUUCAUGCAAAUAAAUGCAGUUUCUUGUUCAAA